Molecule: messenger RNA, 2414 nt
Organism: Bombyx mori (domestic silkworm)
Lineage: Eukaryota; Metazoa; Arthropoda; Insecta; Lepidoptera; Bombycidae
Product: UDP-glucosyltransferase 2
Exons: 8
Coding region: 91-1647 (518 amino acids)
Molecular function (GO): UDP-glycosyltransferase activity
Source: RefSeq, a predicted model, not a curated record
AUGAAAGCGAUACAAAUACAAAUAGUUUCAGUUAUCGUGUAUCAUUCACAGUACGUAUUAAGAACGCGAGCAGCGUAACACAAAAAUACAAUGAAUUUUCAAACGAUUCAUUUGUUGGUGUUAAGUGCGCUCGCUUGCGAUGCAUAUAAGAUAUUGCUCGUGUUUCCGUUCCCUUCGAAAAGCCACGCUAUUCUCGGAGAGGGUUACGUCAGGAAUCUCCUAAAAGCAGGACAUGAACUGACCUACAUAACGCCAUAUCCGAAAGAUCCGGCUCCUAAUUUACGGAUCAUCCACAUUCCACAGCAUGUCUUCGAGGAAAAAAUAGACUCCACGUUUACUAUAGAAAAGCUAAUGGACUACAGUUUUACAGUAAUGGAAAUGCUUAACAUUUUCAAGUCUUUUAUUGAUACAGCUAAUGAUACAGUAGCUAAUGCGGAAGUACAGCAGCUGAUGUUAGAUCCGCAGACACAUUUUGAUGUUGUUAUUGCAGAAUGGAUGGUAACGGAAAUAUUUAGUGGCUUCAGUGAAAUUUUCAACUGUCCACUCAUAUGGGCAUCUUCAAUGGAACCACAUAGCGUGAUAUUGCGUUUGAUAGACGAGAUUCCCCAUCCUGCGUAUUCAUCAAAUAUGUUAGGGAUUUUUGAACCGCCAUACAAUUUCGUCCAAAGAGCAAUAAACACUUCGUUGGAGAUUGCGUUAAAAGUAAUUAAAUGGUUUAUCAGUUUAAUAGAAGAACGGAUUUAUAAAGAAGGAUUUGCAGCUGCAUUCAAAGCAAAAGGUCUCGUUCAGCCUAGCUUGGAGGAAUUGAGAUACUCUGUUGCUUUGGUUUUGGGAAAUUCCCACGUUUCUUCUGGAGCUCCGCUGAAAUUGCCACAAAAUUACAAGGCUAUUGGCGGUUAUCAUAUAGCUGAACAAUCUAAGCCAUUGCCCAAGGAAUUUAAGAAUAUUUUAGACAACUCGAAGCAUGGCGUUAUUUAUUUCAGUCUAGGAUCGGUAGUUUCAAGUAAAUCGAUGCCUGCAGCAAUCAAAAAUGGAUUAUUUGAAAUGUUCAGGAGUUUGAAAUAUACUGUUAUAUGGAAAUUCGAAGAUGAAUUUCAAAAUGUUCCUGACAACGUUCAUAUCGUAAAAUGGGCACCACAGCAAAGCAUUCUAGCACAUCCUAACUGCAUUCUCUUCAUCACCCACGGUGGCUUAUUGUCUACAACGGAAACAUUACAUUACGGUGUUCCUAUUAUUGGAAUCCCUUUGUUUGGAGAUCAGACUAUGAAUAUCAAGAAGGCUGUCUAUAAAGGUAUUGGACUAGAAGUGAAACUUAAUUUCGAUACUCCAAAGAACUUGAAAGCAGCUAUAAAUGAGGUUUUGUCCAAUCAAAAAUAUCGCGAUCGAGUUAAGGAGUUGUCGAUGAUAUAUCACGAUCGUCCGGUGUCUCCGGGUGCUGAGCUGGUCCACUGGGUGGAGCACGUCGUCAAGACUAAAGGAGCUCUUCACCUGCGCUCACAGGCACUGCACGUGCCUUUGUACCAGAAGCUGUUAUUAGAUUUAAUCUUCGUGUCGUUAUUAUUGUUCCUUGGUUUUGUAUUCUUCGUCAAAUUUAUGGUGACCCGGUGUUUGAAAAAGAAAACAGAUAUUAGAAAAAAAACUUUGUAGCUUUAGACCUUAUACUAAUUAUACUUCAAAAUGAACUGCAGAUUCCUAAGUAAUACUUUAUACAUAGUUAGGUAAAUGGUUGGAUAUCCUAGGUUUCAGAUUUACCUAUUGCAUGCUACAAAUUGGAAAUGGUUUGAAUAUUCUUGUUAUCUACAAAGUACGUUAUUAUUAAUAUUAUUAUAAACUGGAUAUGUAUUUACGUACCAGAAUCUUUCAAUAUCAUUUUCACGGACUUUAUGUAGUACGGUCGACGCUCCAAGACCGAUGGGCAGCGCAUAGUCAUUUUAUUUGUACCACUAUCGUGAUUAGGAUCAAGUCACAUGAAUAGCCGCAAAUAUUUUAACUGCAUUUUUAGAAUCAGAUUUAUUUGUAAAAUUCGAUUUAUUUAUAUAUAAAUGGAUGGCCUAUAAAUUAAACCCAGCAAAUGGCUGAUUUCAAGACAUCGCGGUCUUCAAAUGGCCAAAAAAACACUAAAAAUACGUUUAUCUAAUUUCAUUAAAAAAAGGUAUUUUUAGAAUACUCAUUUUUGAAGUGAUAACUUCAGGGGGGUGAACCGCUUCGUUACGUAACGCGUUACGGCACCAGCCUGUCUGGCUUCCCUUUCUCACGCAUAUGGUAGCGGUACUGAAAACAUAAUAUGUCUUAACUAUUUAUAUAACUAUAUAUAUUUAAAUCUAGAUACUUAUAAUGUACUUAGACAAAAUUCUAAUGUAUAUGGAAAUUCAAGAAUUGUAACUAAGAAUAAAAUAUAUUUUAUAAUCAAUAAA